GGAUACAGUGCGGCCCUAGUGGAGGCCGCGGCGCCGCCCUCCAGUCCUGAAGAACCCGCGCUGCGCAGAGCCCGCGCCGCCGUCACCUCGGCACCGACACUAAGCAACCCAGCUAGCUUGGCUUGAUCUAGCCCAUUUUUGGCAGGUAGCGCUGCACUAGUCCCACUGGCACAAGAAGCUCCCUUCCCAAAGGACAUGAAGCUAUUGGAGAACUCCAGCUUUGAGGCCAUCAACUCACAGUUGACAGUGGAGACUGGAGAUGCCCAUAUUAUUGGCAGCAUGUUUCAUGGCCCUGCCUGCGUCUUUUAGGAUCGAAAGCUAUUCCUGUAAGAUGGCAGGCGACGAUAAGCAUAUGUUUAAGCAGUUCUGCCAGGAGGGCCAGCCCCAUGUGCUGGAGGCACUGUCCCCGCCCCAGACCUCAGGCCUCAGUCCCAGCAGACUGAGCAAGAGCCAGGGUGGUGAGGAUGAAAGUCCUCUAAGUGACAAGUGCAGUCGUAAGACCCUCUUCUAUCUGAUUGCCACCCUCAACGAGUCCUUCCGGCCAGACUAUGACUUCAGCACAGCCAGAAGUCACGAAUUCAGCCGGGAGCCAAGCCUCCGCUGGGUGGUAAAUGCGGUCAACUGCAGCCUGUUUUCAGCUGUUCGGGAAGACUUCAAGGCCCUGAAGCCACAGCUGUGGAAUGCAGUGGACGAGGAAAUCUGCUUGGCUGAAUGUGACAUCUACAGCUAUAACCCAGAUCUAGACUCCGACCCCUUUGGGGAAGAUGGAAGCCUCUGGUCAUUCAACUACUUCUUCUACAACAAGCGACUUAAACGAAUUGUCUUCUUUAGCUGCCGCUCCAUCAGUGGCUCCACCUACACACCCUCAGAGGCAGGCAACGCCCUGGACUUGGAACUGGGGGCAGAAGAGGUUGAUGAAGAGAGUGGAGGUGGAGGUGGAGGUGGUGAGGGCAGGGCGGAGGAGACCAGCACCAUGGAGGAAGACAGGUGUGGCGGAGGUGGCUGUGGCCAUGGCCCUAUCCUCGGGAGCCUGGAAUGGGUGGAGUAGAUUAGGGUUCCUUUUGCCUGGCCUGGUUGCUAUCUCCUAAAGGCCUACUGUGUGCCAACUUCUGCCUAGGGUUCCAGUGAUAUGUAUGUGAUGAGAAGAAGCGGAGGGCCCAGCUUUCCAGCUUCGACCAGUGCCUGGACCUGUCUACCCGAGGAGCUCCAGAGACUCCCCAGAUGCCGGCUACGCCUUGGCACUGCCUAAGGCUAUACCUGCCUAGCCCUUUGGUUUCAGCCUGUGGAUGUCCACUCACCCCUGCAGGCUCCUACUGCCCAUGCUGUGGCUGGAUCAAGCAGCACGGGGUCUGAUAGAAAAAGUGACUGCUCUGCACCAACGGUCUGUCACAGACAGGACAGCUGGACCACAGAGUUUAUUUUUGUAUUUCUUAUUGGGCCUGUACACUCCAGCUCUAAGGGCCAGUAGUUUGAAGGCCCUAUAAGUGGUGCCCAGUGUUUAUGGGGUCUGGUCUUUGACCAACCCCUGGUGCCCACUUUUGCCCCCCACUUCACCAGGUGGGACACAUGCACUGAGUGUCACUUUGCUGCAGCUCAUUUGUUUCCAAUAAAAGUUUCUGUGACUUA
Messenger RNA from Rattus norvegicus (Norway rat), 1626 nucleotides. NCBI's taxonomy places the organism in Eukaryota, Metazoa, Chordata, Mammalia, Rodentia, Muridae. The record is from RefSeq and is a predicted model, not a curated record.